AUGCUUAUUAGUCACAAGCAGCAAGCAGACCAGACAUUAAGUAUCACCUUUGGGUCACUUCUAGAGGCUACUGAGAGACCAGAAGAAAUCAGACUAGAGUCCAGAUACCUAGAGUCCAGAACAAGCCACAAUCCAAAGCCUCCCUUCCUUACCACUGGGCAAAUCACACCAGAAGCCCUGCACACUUGGGAGAUGAGUUGCAUGCAAUGUUUCUUACACAAGAAGGUGAAAGACAAUGAGAAGGAUUUGAUAAUCCAAGACUGGUACCUCAACAACCAAGAGGAGUUCAAUGCCCUUUCAUUCAAGGAGCAUAUUGUUGAGCACCCAUUCAAUGAAUGGGCAGUGGAUAUUCAAAGCCAGAAUAUACUCUUGCAAGAGACUACCUCACACCUCAACAACAUCAACCUCUUAUAUUACCUUGAGUCCCAUAUGAACCCUGAGCUUGCUACGGACUACCAUGUGGAGGGUAUAACCGAGAUCAAUUUAAGGAGAUGGAUUGAAAAAGCAGAAGAAUGUCUUUCUGAACACUCAAAUGAAGAUGAACACAACUCAAACAACAAAACCUUUGUUCGCCUGCCCUCUCUCUCAGAAAAUGAACGACAGCUGCUUCACGAUAACAAUGGGUACUUCAAGCAUUGUGAACCAUUCACCAGUCAUACAUCAAGUGUUUGCCUAAAGGGAUUCCCAGAUGGCAUGAGCCACAAAAUAUUGAUGUCGGCUACAAUUACUGCUAGGAAGUUUAAGAAGGAUGACAAGGUGGUUGCCUCAGUAGGAGUCAAUAAGGUAAUGGAGAGCACGGUUGCUGUCAUGAUGCCUUCUGUAGCCUUGGGCAAUGAUACUGACUCAGGUGAAGAAUCCUCUCUAGUUCUGAUUGGUGAAGAACUCGUCGAAGAACUCGUCGCAUAA
This is a messenger RNA of Suillus discolor, 906 nucleotides long. RefSeq lists its product as uncharacterized. NCBI's taxonomy places the organism in Eukaryota, Fungi, Basidiomycota, Agaricomycetes, Boletales, Suillaceae. The transcript has 10 exons. Bases 1 to 906 code for a protein of 301 amino acids. The record is from RefSeq and is a predicted model, not a curated record.